AUGGCCAGCAGCAUGGUCCCUCAAGUCCCUCGGAAGGUGGGGGUGGUAGGUUAUGGCCGCCUGGGACAGUCUCUUGUGUCUCGCCUUCUGGCUCAGGGGUCAGAACUGGGCCUAGAACUUGUUUUUGUAUGGAACCGGGACCCUGGACGAAUGGCAGGGAGCGUGCCCCCUGCCCUGCAGCUCCGAGACCUUACUACCCUUGAGGAAAGGCACCCUGACCUUGUGGUAGAAGUGGCCCAUCCAAAUAUAAUCCGCGAAUCAGGGGCACAAAUCCUGCGCCAUGCUAACCUCCUGGUGGGGUCUCCCUCAGCUCUGGCCGAUCAGACCACAGAGCAGAAGCUCAUGGAGGCCUCAAGCUGCUGGGGCCACGCUGUGUUUGUGGCCCGAGGAGCCCUGUGGGGGACUGAAGACAUCAGGAGAUUGGAUGCAGCGGGAGGCCUCCAGAGCCUUCGAGUCACCAUGGCCACACAUCCUGAUGGCUUCCGGCUGGAGGGAUCCCUGGCUGCAGCACGUAUCAGUGGGGCCCGCACAGUGCUCUACGAGGGCCCCGUGCGUGGACUCUGCCUCUUGGCCCCGCGAAAUUCUAACACCAUGGCAGCCGCUGCCCUGGCUGCCCCCAGUCUAGGCUUCGACCGUGUCAUUGGGGUGCUUGUGGCUGACCUUAGCCUCAAGGACAUGCACGUCGUGGAUGUGGAGCUGAAAGGCCCCCCAGGGCCCACAGGCCACAGCUUCGCUGUGCACACCCACAGAGAGAACCCAGCCCAGCCUGGCGCUGUCACCGGCUCCGCAACUGUCACAGCCUUCUGGUGCAGCCUACUGGGCUGCUGCCAGCUCCCCUCCAGACCCGGGAUCCACCUCUGCUGACAAGUCUCCCCCACUGUCCU
This is a messenger RNA of Phodopus roborovskii (desert hamster), 884 nucleotides long. It is a transcript of the gene Aspdh, whose product is annotated as aspartate dehydrogenase domain containing. The coding region runs from base 1 to 864 and encodes 287 amino acids. Lineage: Eukaryota; Metazoa; Chordata; Mammalia; Rodentia; Cricetidae. The record is from RefSeq and is a predicted model, not a curated record. Gene Ontology annotation, molecular function: NADP binding; L-aspartate dehydrogenase [NAD(P)+] activity. Gene Ontology annotation, biological process: NAD+ biosynthetic process. The transcript has 7 exons.